This is a messenger RNA of Dreissena polymorpha, 7657 nucleotides long. Its product is annotated as DCC-interacting protein 13-alpha-like. NCBI's taxonomy places the organism in Eukaryota, Metazoa, Mollusca, Bivalvia, Myida, Dreissenidae. Bases 96 to 2297 code for a protein of 733 amino acids. Gene Ontology annotation, molecular function: protein binding. The transcript has 23 exons. Gene Ontology annotation, cellular component: cytoplasm; endosome membrane. The record is from RefSeq and is a predicted model, not a curated record. Gene Ontology annotation, biological process: signaling.
UUCCUGUUUUGACAUAUCAGUCCUUUCAGUCUAUUUCUUAGUAAUACAUACUGGUAUUUCUGUGAUAACUGUUGAUCAUUUGGGUUUAUUUCGAAAUGCCUGAGAUGCCUAAGUUGCAUCUUGAAGAUGCACUGGAGGAUAGUCCACAGACCCGGAGCUUGCUAGGGGUGUUUGAGAAGGAUGCCAUGGUUCUUAAGAAGUACAGCGUGGGUCUGCACAACUGUUGCCAGCGAGUGAUGUCCGCACAGAAUGAACUGUGUGCCGCUACACAGAGUCUGUCUCAGCAUCUUCGGAACUUUGAACUGCAGAAAUUUCCACUCGAACAAGAAGGCAGCAUUUUAACUUCCACUUUAGAACAGUUUGCAGCUUAUCUUGAUAAUAUAAGUUCACUACAGCAAGUCCUGUCCGCCCAGUUUUCAGAGUCUAUGAUGUUUCCAAUGAGCAAGGCUUUACAGGCGGACCUUGAUGAAAUCUCCACGAUGUAUGAGAUGUUCCAAAUAGCAGCACAUGAACAUGAACAGGCCAUGACCCGGUUCAUGAAAGUCUCAAAGAAGAAGGAGAAAGAGGUCCUUGACCUGAAUGAUGAACUUUACGCCAUGAGGAAGAAAUACCACCAGACUGCCUUACACUACUACUCGUCCCUGAACGCCAUCCAGUACAAGAGGAAGUGUUUCCUGCUGGAGCCCAUCAUAGGCUAUGUGCACGCUCAGAGAGCUUACUUCAGCAUGGGCCAGGAGACCCUGUGUAAACCAGACAUGGAGACCUUCCUGCAGAACAUCAGUGUUAGCAUACAGCAAGUGCAGUCUGAGCUGCAAGUGGAGACACGUAAGACGGUGGAGCUGAUAGACACGCUAGAGGAGCAGAGUCAGCACCUCUACCACGCCGAGCCCCCCAUCAACAUGCCCUACAUACCACCCAACAUAGCCCUCGCCCAGAAAUCGGGAUACCUCUUCCUACGCAGUAAGCAGUUGAUCGGCAACAAGUGGGAGAGGGUUUUCUUCUUCACGCAGGCUGGCAACCUAAUGAGCCAGUGCAGGGAUGAGGUGGCUGGCAGCCUCGUUCUGGAUCUCAAUGAGGACGGCGUGUUUGCAGAACCGUCCGAAGCAGACGACAGAAGAAACAUCUUUCAGAUAUCUACUGCAAAACAUAGGCGAUUGAUAGUUCUUCAGGCAGAAAAUGAGCGUGAAAGGGAUGAGUGGAUAUCAACAAUAAACAACGUGGUCCGAGACAGUGGAUUUGUCAGAGGCAUAGUCAGUAAACCUAGUCCUCAGCAACAACCAAGGGGAAGUAGUGUGUCAAGUCAACAAUCUGUGUCAACAACAUCAACUGUGUCUCCAGAGCGUGAGAGUCCCAUGGCUGUGAGCCCCGUCCAGUCCCAGUCAUCAGCAGCCGUUACCCCGGCAACGGGCCCAAACAGCCCUUUCUUGCCGGAAACACCCAUUCAGUUUGACCUUUGCGCACCGGACGACACCCAGAAUGUCACUAACAAAUCAUUAACUGGACCACCAAAGCGUAUCAAUCCAUUUGACCAAUCAGCCACAGAUGUCAUAGACGCUCUCGACCAGGCGAUUGAUAACGCAGCCUUCGUUGAAAGCUUCCUCGUAAGAUUCCUUGGAUCAAUGGAGGUCAAACAGGACAGAGGAGAAAAACUGGUUCAUGAGACGAUUCGUCAGAUCAUGGCAGCCAGGGCUAUCCACAAUGUUUUCAAGAUGACGGAGUCAAGAAUGAUCGUAUCGAGUGAUUCAAUGAGAUUAAUAGAGCCUUCGAACAACACAGUGCGGGUGAAGUUUGCGUUGGAAGAUAUCUCAUACUGGGCCGCCCAUACUGAAAACACCAGGUUGUUUGGUUUCAUCACGAGGAACAAAGGGGAGGGCUCAUAUGCCUGCCAUGUGUUUGAGUGCAAUAUUUCAGCUAUAGAGAUUUGUAAUGCCAUAGCAACUGCGACCAAAAUGGCCUUCCAUGCUCUGAUGGAAAAGAAAGCUGCAGAGAGAAUCAAGUCAUUAAAGGACAAAGAAAAGGUUGAUGAGUCAGAUCAGAAUCUGCUGCUGGCCAACAUCAGCGCGCUGGAGGACAAGGAAGAGGAGGAGAGCCUGAUGUCGUCCAAUCUGCCGCUGACCAGCACCGGUCAGUACCUGAAACUGACCGCUGAGGACGAGCAGGACAUGAUGGACGAGAUGGACCAGGAGAUGAGGCAGCUGGACGUCACCCAGCAGUCACCACGGGAACCUGCUAAAGCAACAAAUGGUGUAGGGGCUGACCAACAGAAACAAGAAAAAGGUGAAGAGUCGUUAGCUUGAAGUACAGCAGACGUCAAAUUGUUCUUUGUGUACAUCGAACAACUUUUGUAUUGUAAUAAUUGCAUUUUGUUUCUUCAAAUGUUAGUAUGGCCUUGGAGGAGGGUUUGCCACAAUAUUGAAUGUAACGAUUGCUUUAAAGUAUAUAUAAGGUUCAAGUUGUACUAAAAAAAGUAUAUCUACGCUGGUCUCCCUUUGGAGUGUGUAACUACAACAGGGUUUUCAAACAAUUUAUUUGUGGCUGAGUUCUUUCUUUAAGUUAAAAGAUAUUUGUGUUAGUGAAUGCUUUAAGUGAAGAAUGUUUACAAUUUUAUACAAAAUAUGGUACAAAAGUGUUUGUUGAAUGUUUUUAGCAAUACAUUUUGUGUAAUUACAGUGUAUAAUUAAUACUAAGCAUGGUUAACAUGUAUUAAAUUGUAAAACUGUAAAGCAUGGGCAUUUUUAGUGAUCUUUUCGUUAAUAAAACAUUUUUAUAUGAAUUACAACAAAAUUGUAUACCAGGUAAUGGUAUUGGUGUUAUUUUAACUGAAAAAAAUGCAUUGGAUUUAAUAUUUGUUUGCAUUUAUAACAAAUUGUGCAUAAAUAAAAAAAAACGUAUUUUGGCUUCUCAAGUUUGGCUUAAAUUAAGCUUAUGUUUUACUUAAUUUAAUGUUUUAAUAUGCUUAUUAUUUUCUGUAUUAGAUUUUAUAUUGUAAUUUUUCUUAAAGUUUAAUUUUAAAAGUCAUGUUGAAAGAAAUUUUCUGAUUUACGCAGUAUUAUAUUAUUUCCUUUUAUGAAGUAAUAAAUACCAACAUUUGGGUUGAAAGCAUUUAUUUGUGUACAGUCCACUCUCAUUAUCUUGAAGUCGGCGGGAACAAGAAAAAAUAACGAGAUAACGAGAGUUCGAGAUAUCCGAUUAGGUGUUUUCAAAGAAAAAUAAGACGAAAAUUUACCUUGUUUUUAACAUCUAAAUACCUGCUAAGUGGUCUAACUAAAGCCGUCACCAUGUGGAAAAUACUCUACCUGAUAUACAUGUAUACACGUUUUAACGAGGAACGAUUCAUUUUGCUUUUUAAAUGCUUAAAAUGACGUUUUAAGUAUUACAGAAUUGCAUGAACACAUGCGGUUAUAAUUUUUCUAAACUAUCGAGUAAACAUCUGGAUAUGUUGCUAUUUAAAGUAAUGAUGCAAUUGACGUCCAAUCAGUACGAGGGUUUUCCAUCUGAACAUGGGUAAAUCACGUUCCAGAAUACUGAACUGUACAUGUACAUUUUGUAGUUUGAAAUGCAAAGUUUAAUCGAUUAUUAGUACAGGAUCAAAUACAAAUGAAAUGCCAUUUUUAGUCCUGUCUUGAUAGAACAACAUUAAAUUUGCAACGGUUUAUAUACGCAAAAAUAUAACUCAAUGCAUUAAGGAAUGUUGUUUGUAAAAACAAUUAGUCUUUCGGCAGGCUGUGUAUUAAUUGCAGUUAAUUGAUGUUAACGUGACAGUUAAAGUGACAGACCUUACUCAAGUGUUAAUGGCUAAAGACAUUACAUAAGUGUGAUCAUUGAUGCAAUCAACGGAUCAAUUCCCUACCACUCAGUAUCGAGAGCAGCCAGGCGAAGCGGGUCGGUGAAGUAUCAAAGAAAAAAAUUCUCACCUUUUGCCGACACUGGGACAGUUAUUCGCACUUCGAGAUAAACAUCAGUAAAUACAUGUAAAAUCGGGACUCGGGACAAAAAUUUUUAUCGACGUAUCGAAUUAUUCGACAUAAUGAAAAUGGAGAUAUGCGAUGUUUAUUUAUAUGGAUAAAGAAGGAAAAAAGUUGGGACAUUGAGCUUACUUCGACAUAUCAAGAAUAUCGAGAUGUCGAGAUAACGAGAGUGGACUGUAUUAAGUUUGAUUUUUUAUACGCCCGUAUAAAAUACGGGACGUAUUAUGUGAAACCCCUUGGCGGGCGGGCGGGCGGCGGGCGGAAGGCAUCACUUUGUCCGGACUCUAAUUCAAAUUGUAUUCAUCCGAUCUUCACCAAACUUGGUCAGCAGUUGCAUCUAGUUGAUAUCUAGGCCAAGUUCGAAUAUGGGUCAUGCCGGGUCAAAAACUAGGUCAUAGGGUCAAUAAGUGCAUUUUCAAAGGGGCCACUUUGUCCGGACUCUAUUUCAAAUUGUAUUCAUCCGAUCUUCACCAAACUUGGUCAGCAGUUGCAUCUAGUUGAUAUAUAGGCCAAGUUCGAAUAUGGGUCAUGCCGGGUCAAAAACUAGGUCAUAGGGUCAAUUAGUGCAUUUUCAACGGCGCCACUUUGUCCGGACUCUAAUUCAAAUUGUAUUCAUCCGAUCUUCACCAAACUUGGUCAGUAGUUGCAUCUAGUUGAUAUCUAGGUCAAGUCCGAAUAUGGGUCAUGCUGGGUCAAAAACUAGGUCAAAGGGUCAAUUAGUGCAUUUUACUUUGUCCGGACUCUAAUUCAAAUUGUAUAAAUCUUAUCUUCACCAAACUUGGUCAGUAGUUGCAUCUAGUUGAUAUCUAGGCCAAGUUCGAAUAUGGGUCAUGCCAGGUAAAAAACUAGGUCAUAGGGUCAAUUAGUCCAUUUUCAACAGCGCCACUUUGUCCGGACUCUUAUUCAAAUUGUAUUCAUCCGAUCUUUACCAAACUUGGUCAGUAGUUUCAAGAUAAGUAAUAUCAGUACAGGAAAUACUGCCAUUCUAUACCUAUGUAGGUCUAAACAAUUAUGAUUUAAAUAUUGUGUUUUAGAGAACAAAUGAGACUAAGUGUACACUUAUUGAUAUCAAUGCAUAUAUAUGAAUAUAUCAGUUAUAUAAGUUGUUGUUGUUUUUUUUGCUUAUUUCCAAAACAAAUACAUCAAUCAUCAGUGUAUCAUCUCCAAUGGCACACGAAUCGGGCGUAUAUUGCUCCGUCAUGCGGCGCUCUUGUUCAUUUAUAAGCAACAAAAUUUUAUACUUUUCUGUUUAGUUAAAGCACAAAGUUAUAACUUGUAUGAUACCACCAGAAUUUUCCCUAAAAUGUAAAUAUAUGAGGCCAGAUUUGAAUAAAAUACUUAACCUGUGAUAUAUUGCAAUUGUUCUGAUUGGUUAUAUUUUUGUCUUUGUUGUCGGUUUUUGUUGUCAUCUUUUUACGUUGAAAUAUUUGUUUAUUGGCAGUUUCUGUUUGUGUAUGUUUUUAUUGUAAUAACUGUUAUUGUAUAUAAGACUAAUUUAUUACAGUACACAUUAUGCAUAAGUAGUAAAUAAAUCUGAUUUGAGUCAUGCAUGUGAUGGAAAUUACCAAAUGUUAAAGCCCCAUAAACACUCAAAAAAGCAUUUUGUAUCUUGUUAAAUCUAUGUUACCAUACCACAUCUAUUGUGGAAAUUUUGACUAUUGCUAUACAGAACACUUUAUUAUGCCCCCCUUUGAAGAAGAGGGGGUAUAUUUCUUUGCACAUGUCGGUCGGUCGGUCCGUCCACCAGGUGGUUUCCGGAUGAUAACUCAAGAACGCUUGGGCCUAGGAUCAUGAAACAUUGAUCAUGAUUCAUGAUGACCCCUAUAGAUUUUGAGGUCACUAGAUCAAAGGUCAAGGUCACGGUGACUUGAAAUGGUAAAAUGGUUUUUGGAUGAUAACUCAAGAACGCGGAGGCGGCCAACAGGGCGAACUCUGAACAAUAUAACUUAAGCAACUGGUCUGUAAUCCUAAAUCUAUAAUUAUCAGUCCAAUGAAACAUCAUCAUUUGAGUAAAAUAAAGUGGAUCAGUAAUUUUUUUUAUCAGAAUAUGAGAUUUUUUUGUAUAUUUUUUUAAGAAACAUUUUAUGAAAUAUUCGUUGGUUUUAAGUGUUUAUGUGGCUUUAACAGAAGAGAUUUCCCUUGAAAUUGGACUUGCUAGUUAGCUUUUUUGUUGUUGCAAACAAAGUAAUUUACAGAAAGCAUUUGUUCCAUUGAAAUAGUAAUUGUAUCUGUCAGUGACUGAUUUGUAACGGUUUUCAUCAUUGUUUCAAUGUAAUGAAUGAAAAGUCGACAUUACUUCAUAGAAAAUUGUAUGUGUGGGUGCUGGUUUAAUUGCUUAUAUUUAUAUUGUUCACACCACAAAGAUGUGUAAUCUCUGGAGACUUCCAAUCGAGUGUUAAGCGUGUAAUGUAUAUAUAUAUGCAAACAAAUUCAAACACAAACGACACAAUAAUUUCAUGUUUGCCCUUUAUGUUCAAACGCAAGACAAAAACUUAAUGUUCAAUUAAACUGAGAUCAGACUAAAUCGUUUUACAGCAUCGAUUAUAAAGUGUCAGUUUAAAAUGAUAAAUAUCCUCCUGUAUUUUCAGUAUUAUAAUUAAAUACAUAUUUUCAUAUCGUUCUGUGGAAAUGGGGUUUAAUGCAUGUGCAGAAAGUGUUGUCUCAGAUUAGCCUGUUCAGUGUGCAAAGACUAAUUGGGGAUGACAAUUGCUACCUAAACUAUAUUUUCACUCAAAAGGGAUUUCCUUUGAAAGAAUGGAUUUGCUUUGAACGAAAAGUAGCCUUAAAAGCGGUAAGUGUCAUCCCUGAUUAGCCUGUAUGGAUUGCACAGGCUAAUAUGUGACGACACUUUAUGCACAUUCAUUAAGCCCAGUUUUCCCAGACCUCUGCUGAUAUAUAUACAUUUUUAGCUCGGCGUUUCCGGAGAAAACCCGAGGUAUUGUCAUAGCCAGCUCGUCGUGUCGUCCGCCGUCCGACUAAAACCUUAACAUUGGCUCUAAAUUCAAAGUGCUUCCACCUACAACUUUGAAACUUCAUAUGUAGAUGCACCUUGAUGAGUUCUACACCCCACACUCAUUUUGGGGUCACUAUGUCAAAGGUCAAGGUCACUGUGACCUCUAAAAAAAAAUCUGACAAGCUUUCAUUUAUUCAAACCUGCACCCGUUGCCGAGCGUGGCACCCGUUAUGCGGUGCUCUUGUUACUUAUAAAGUAUAUCAAGUUACAUUAUAAGGUCCUGGUGUUACGUUUUGGUCAGGACAAGUGAAAUGUUAGGACACUAGUCUGACUAGACAAGUGGAUGUUAAUGUUAAUGUUGAGCUCUGUUGCUACAUAUAACAACAUGCGGUGUGGGUGGGAAUUGAUUACUUGUUUGCUUUUAUAACAAUUGACAAAAGUAACUUAUUUUUAAGGUGUUGUGUUGUUAAGAGUGUUUGACUUUGUUUACUUGAUUUUUGCUUUGUCCUCGUGCUUAUUUGUAUUGCCCGUCGCAAUAAUUUUGUUUACAAUUUUCAUUAAAUAGAAAUGUGUUUAGAUUAUUUAUGGGUUUAUUUAUUUUGUUGUGUAUGAAUAACGUUAGUAUAUUAAUGAAUGCUAAUGUUAUUGCUGUUAAACACAUAACAUAAAAGAUUUUGGAAUCAAUUUAUUUCUUGUGUAUGGAAAUGAUGUUAAUAGAGUUGCAUUCAAAUAAAAA